CAGCAAGAGGGAGAAGCAGAGGCUGAAAGACGGCAACCGGGACCACCAUCACUGCUACUACUACCACAGCCAGCACCGACACUGCUGCCGCCGCCGCCGCCUUCGCCGCUGCCGCUGCCGCCCUGGCUGCCCCCCGCCACCGCGAUGGGAACUCCGCAUCAGUCGCUCCAACCGCCGCUGUGUCCGUGGGCCAUGUCGUGAUCCGUGGACUCCGCCAGCGGGUUUUCUAUCCGUGAUCCCGACCGAGGCGAGGAGGAGGAGGAGGAGGAGGAGGAGGGAGGGAGGAGAGGAAGGUGGUGGGGAAGAUGUUCGCCUCGGUGGGCCCUCGGGGCGGCCCGCGCCCACCCGUCGCCCCGGCCAUCCCGGAACCGGACCUGAGCCAUCUGACAGAGGAUGAGAGGAAGAUCAUCAUGGCUGUGCUGGCUCGGCAACGGGAGGAGGAGGCGAAGGAGGAGGCCAUGUUAAAAGAAGAGAAGCCUAUCCAAGCAAGAACGGUGAACCUGGUCGGGCAGAAGAAACCUCCACAGCAAAAUGAUGUCCGGGGCAUCCAGCAGCAGUUGUCCAGCUACAGGGAGACGGUGAUCCGGCAGGCCUCGGUGGCGGCGGGUUCGGCUGUUCACCGGGACGACGCGCCAACCUGCGGCAUCUGCCACAAGACAAAGUUUGCAGAUGGCUGUGGGAACCUGUGCUCGUACUGCCAGACCAAGUUCUGCGCCCGCUGUGGGGGACGAGUGUCGCUGAGAUCCAACACGCAAGACAAAGUGGUGAUCUGGGUGUGUAAUAACUGCCGGAAGCAGCAGGAGAUCCUCACCAAGCCGGGCGACUGGUUCACGAGUUCGCCGGGAAACCCCGCUGGCCUUGGAUCAGCUGUCAGCGAGCCGUCCGUGUGCCAAACGUCUGGGGAUAAGAAGCUCCGAUCGCGCUCCCAAGCCCCCUCAGACUCCACCACAGCAAACCAAGACCCCAACCGACCAAACGCACCCGGGACCACACCUGGCGCCGAUGCAAGGUCACGUAGCGAACCACCGCGAGACACGAGAAAUGGACGUGGAGGUGCAGGAGCUGGUCGGGGAGAUCGGCGGCCAGGACAGCCCAGGCUUCAGACCCAGGUCUCAAUGGAUCGGGACCUCCGUGGGGAGUCCAGGGAGCGCAGAGAAAGCCGGCGACUGACUAAGGGACGCUCUCUGGAGCAUGACCCUGUGGGAGGAAGUGGCGGAGUAAGGCGGACAGAAGAGGGGGGCUCCCGCCGUGUGGACCACAACGGUGCCACCCCUUGCCAAGCAGGGCUGGUCCCUCCUGGAGGCCGGGGACACCCUGUGCCCAUGCAGGGUCAUGGCGUGGGCAUAGUAGGGGAGCUUGGGGAUGGUGUUCGGCCUGGUCAAAGGACGGUGGGUGGGGUUGGUGGGCCGCACGAACACACCCUGGCUCAGCGAGCCCCUCCCCCUGAACUUAGAGAGCCUUCUGUCUCGGGACCUGGCUCGGCCCUCGACCAGGGACCUGGGGUGAGGCGGACCAAACGGGAGAAGGCUGAGAGCAUGCUGCGCAACGACUCACUAAGCUCUGACCAAUCAGAAUCUCUGCGCCCACCACCGCCAAGGCCCUACAAGUCGAAACGAGGGCUGGGGGCUGGAGGGAAGAGACAAACCAGCGUUAGCAGUUCGGAAGAGGAAGGGGGGACCACGCCAGAGUACAGCAGCUGUGAGGAUGCUGAGAUUGAAAGUGUCAGCGAGAGAGGUGACUGGGAGUGCUACCCACAUGACCCCACUGUGUGGCAUCAUCCUGUAACCUGGCAGCCAUCUAAGGAGGGAGACCAUCUGAUUGGACGAAUCACCCUCAGCAAGAGGAGCGCCACAAUGCCAAAAGAAGCUGGAGCUCUGCUGGGGUUAAAGGUGGUGGGAGGCAGAAUAACAGAGUCAGGGAGAUUAGGUGCCUUCAUCACUAAAGUCAAGAAGGGAAGUCUGGCUGAUGUGGUGGGACAUCUCAGAGCAGGGGAUGAGGUUUUGCAGUGGAACGGGAAGCUGUUACCAGGAGCGACUAUGAAGGAAGUUUACAACAUCAUCCUCGAGUCUCAAGCUGAGCCCCAAGUGGAGCUGGUGGUAUCCAGGCCUAUUGGGGUGUGUAGAAAAUAUCAUGAUAUCCCAAGAAUCCCCGACACGUCCCACCCUCCGUUAGAAUCUACAGGUUCCAGUUCUUUUGAGUCACAGAAGAUGGAGAGACCGUCCUUAAAUGUACUAUCUCCCUCCAGUCCCGGGAUGCUCCAGGACGCUCCACAGUUAAUGCCAGGGCAACUCUCAGUGAAGCUGUGGUAUGAUAAAGUCGGUCACCAGCUAAUCGUCAACGUGCUGCAGGCUGUAGAGCUUCCACUUCGUCCUGACGGGCGGCCCCGGAGCCCCUACAUCAAAAUGUACUUCCUCCCUGAUCGCAGUGACAAGAGCAAACGAAGGACAAAAGCAGUGAAGAGGACGUGCGAGCCCAAGUGGAACCAGACGUUCGUCUACACUCAUGUCCAUCGCAGGGAUUUCCGCAACCACAUGCUGGAGCUGACUGUGUGGGACCAACCAAGGUCUCCAGAGGAAGACAGCACCUUUAUGGGAGAGAUCCUAAUAGAGCUGGAGACGGCCUUACUGGACGAUAAGCCUCACUGGUAUCCACUCCAAACCCAUGAUGUCUCAUCCAUACCGCUGCCCAGACCCUCCCCGUUCCUGCAACGACGACACACAGAGCCCCCUGGCAAGAAGCUGCAGCCAGCAGAUGGGCGUGGAAGGGAGAGGCAACGGGAGCCUACAUCUACUCUGGAGGUGCCAGAGCAGCAGAGGACGCCCACCCAUCACAUACGAUCCCGCUCGGUCUCCCCACACCGUGAGGAGCAGGGGCGAAUCCGGUCACGGCCACCCAACGUUCCCACCCAGAGGAGUUUGGAUGAUGAGCUUCCUCACUCUCGUUGUUCUCGUUCUCCAACUCGCUACUAUGACGCUGCCAGAGGUCGCCAUGGGGAGGAGGAGUACCUGGAUGACAGUGAGAUCUUCAUGAUCCACCACUCAAUGCGAGGCAAAAGUGCCGAGUGCCUCCACACCAGGAGGUCUUCUAAGCACAAUAACACACUGCCCCCUAAGAUGCCACUUUUGUUCAACGGCAUCAACAAGCGCUCAGACAGUUCCACGCUGCCUGCAUGUCGCAAGAUGAGCUCUGUCAGGGGACCGCAAAUAGUCAUGGCAACACACCAUUCCAUCACACACCGAGUUGUAAUGUUCACAGAUGAGGUGACAGUUAGUGAUCUUCAGCCUUCUCUGGACAGAGUUAGGAGUGCUAGCGCCAACUGUCUGACUCCAGACAAUCAUGCCCCCUCACCAGAGACUGAAAGAAAAUCUUUGUCCCGUUCCCUGCCCCGAAGACGCCCGGCAAGUCCCAGGAUUCUUAUUCAACAUGCUUCCCCAGAAGAUGACAGACAGCCUCGGACCCUGGAAACACCUGAAUGUCAGACUCAUGGCAGGAAGCUCUCUGGCAGUGGCAGGGGCCACCUCCAAGGUGGUGCGUCUCUUUCCUCCUCAGUGACGUCCUCCUCAGCCCGCAGAGUGAGACAGCUCCCACAGCUUCCCCCCAAGAGCAACACUGCAGAACAAGCCCUGGUAGCAGAGGAGCGUGUUCGUGAGCUCCAGAUGAGGGUUCAUUCCAACCGGGUGUCAGCUGCUUCCACCUCCAGCCAACAGGACCUGGACAGAGCUCUCAAGAACAAACGAGAGCUCUACAAGGAUCACAGGAGGAGCAGUGAAAACGUUUCCCAUAAGUCCUCAGACAGUGAUGUCAGCGACGUGUCAGCCAUUUCUCGAACCAGCAGUGCCUCUCGCAUCAGUAGCACCAGCUACAUGUCCAUCCAGUCAGAGAGACCCUGGGGACGCUUCAGCCGAGCCAUGCAUGUAACGGGCCACCACAUUAUAAAGAGCACCAGUGUGAGUGGUGAGAUCUACGGCAUGGAGCACGCCGAUGGCAGCCAAUCAGACACCGCGCUGGGGAGCCUUGGGAGCGGAAUCAAGAAGCGGCGCUCGAGCCUGAGCCAACGUGUUGUUGCCAUCCUACCAUCUAGACGUAGCCGGAGUACCUCGCAACUCAGCCAGACAGAAGCGGCGGGUAAGGCGGUGGACAGACAGAAAGAGGUGUCAACAGGUAAGAAGGGGGGCAAGGCCGGCAGCAGCAGCAUCCAGAGGAGCGUGGAGACUGGCAUGGCUGUGGAGUAUCCGCGCGGAGGGUCGGCCAUGAACCGGCAGGCCAGCAGAGAGUCCACUGAUGGCAGCAUGAACAGCUACAGCUCUGAGGGGAAUCUGAUCUUCUCAGGGAUGCGGUUGGGUGCCGACAGUCAGUUCAGUGACUUCCUGGAUGGUUUAGGCCCCGGUCAGCUGGUGGGCCGGCAAACACUGGCAACGCCUGCCAUGGGUGAUGUCCAGAUUGGUUUGAUGGAUAAGAAAGGCCAGCUGGAAGUGGAGGUGAUCAGGGCACGAGGCCUUACCCCCAAACCAGGCUCCAAAUCCCUCCCAGCUCCCUACGUGAAGGUGUACUUGCUGGAUAAUGGAACUUGUAAAGCCAAAAAGAAAACCAAGAUUGCACGAAAGACCCUGGAGCCUCUCUACCAGCAGCAACUGCUCUUUGAUGAGAGUCCACAGGGCAAGGUGCUCCAGGUGAUAGUGUGGGGCGACUACGGACGAUUGGACCACAAAUGUUUCAUGGGUGUAGCACAGAUCCUAUUGGAGGAGCUGGACCUUUCAAGCACGGUGAUUGGCUGGUUCAAACUGUUUCCGCCAUCUUCAUUGGUGGACCCUACAUUAGCUCCAUUAACGCGACUGGCAUCUCAGACGUCAUUAGACAGCUCAGGACCGCCGCCAGGCAUUCGGUCCUAGUGACCGGAUAGUGACUGCAACCCCCCCAAUAUCCCUUAAAUGACAAAAUAAUGGACCACAGCUACUGGACCACAGCUGAGCCGAGGGCGAGAUCCCACUCAAGAACAACAUGACGCCCUCGGUCAACCAGUGAAAAGCCAGACGGAGAGACAGGGAAUGAGAGAGCGAGAAAGAGAGAGAGGGAGAGACAGAACUAGCCAAUCAAAGCUUAGCUGGAGUCUGACAAUCACGUCUCACACCUUCCCUCUUCCUCCUCCGUACACCUUUUUGUUUCUAAAGCUUUGCUUUCUUUGUUUCCUCCAGACUCGCAGCAGUAGAGAUUCUGUCCAACAUUCUUCACUUCUCUCUACUGUUCCUUUCUUUUGUUUGUUUCUUCUCACUGUUUUUGGGCACUCGAGCCAAGGAGAGUCCUCCGCCCAGUAGCGCCCCAGCCAAUCAGAGUAGAGUGUACUGAAAGGUCCAAACAGUGUGUGGGAGUUAGUAAGUAGCAAACUGAUGCAGCUGUACUGUUACCAUAGUAACAGUGUUGUUUUAGAUAACACGCGGGGCGACGGUUUGGCACAGUUUGGUGACCCCUUCAGGUGAGGGGGGGCCUACACGUGCACAUUCUUAGCCUUGUUGUGAGAUAUGAUGAAAGCAAGCACAAGAAACGCUUGAGUCCUUUAUUCAGAGAAACAGAAAGUUUCACUCUUUGUCCAAACAAAGAAGAACGAAAAAAGAGGCCAAAUUAUCUAUUUGCUUUUCUUGUUUUUUAGUUUUGAAUCAUUUUUUAUGUCUUUGUUUUGCCUAGAGUUCAGAUUGGUACCAUAAGGUGCAGACUCCCUCUGUGUACGUGUAUGUUUGGUUUUCGAGCAAUGAUGUGCCAAAGGCCGACAACAAAGGUCAGGCCACAUUCGCCCGAACACCCCUCACCCAGUCCUCACCCCCACCCCUCUCUCCCCCUCCCUAAACCCUCACACUCCCCCUGUAGGAGGGAGCAGCAUGACUCGGGGAUGCCCCGCCCCCGGCCCCAAGCUGCAUGCACGUUUCUUUUGUUCUGUUUGUUUCGUUUUUUUGUUUUGUUCUCUAUACUUUUUUUGUAAAAUCGAAAACGAGACAAAUUAAACGAACAGUUCUCAAAAAACAAAAACAGAAAAAAGACUAGACUAUGUGUGUUAGUUCCACAUACUUUUAGGCCAGCUUGUAUGUUGCAUGUUCUUGUACAGUUUGCUCGUACUGAAUAUGAAUACAAACCGAGAAAAGCCAAGCCAUCCCCGCCCCCUCGCAGGAGCGGACCAAUGAGGGGUGGGGGGGUCAACUCCACCCAGGCCACGCCUACCACUCUGGGUCUAAAUAUCCAUAUUCGGAAGUCUCCAGAAAACAAAUGAUUCUGUUUGAGUUUUUCUUUGAACCCUUUGAACAACAGUGCUGUUCUGUAGUACUGAGCAUACUCGAGCCCCUGGUGUAUCUGAGGAUAUGAGUAGACGUCUAAACUGUAGUUUACGACAGCAGGGGCUAGAGACAGAGAUAGAGAAUGUGUGUAUAACAGCUAAAUGUAUAUGAAGUAUCAUUAUGAGUUUGACAGAAAUGAUAAAGAUAUAGAUAUAUGAAUAUAAAAAGAGUGUAUUUGACUGUACACCCAACACACACAGACAUGCACACCUUGUACAUACAAAUCAGGAUGAGCGGCUUGAGUUUAAGAUAUGAACAGACAAAAAAACGCUGACACACAAACAUUCCUGAUCUCGUUGAGGGGAGUUUGCGUCCUGUUGAUGCGCUCGAGCUGCUGAGCGGCUCCGAGCCACAAGGGAGCGCUAAUAGGCCUUUAUUUUUGUCCCAGUUAAAAGAAAACUAAGCAGAACCAAUUAGAACAAUGUUUACUUUCUCUUCCUCAAAUGCCCCUUCCCUGUUUAUUACUAUUGGUUUGGACUGGACUUCUAAAACCAACGAGAGAUGUGGUUUUGCAGACAUAUUUUGCGGAUGUUUCUGUUGAAACUUGGCGGUGUGGCCGACUGCCUUUUCCUUUGUCAGUAUUACUCCAGGGAUACUGAUUGUUUACAGCCCACGGCUCCCCACUCCCAAACCAUGAUUCUAGACGAAAGGCGAAGUAUUCACUGCAACAGUUCUUGUUUGUAUAACAGAUGUGGCUCUACUGAUGUGUAUGUUUUAUAUUCAAGAGUUCAUUUUUAUUAUUUACAAAUAAAAGACUGUGUGGAAGAA
Paralichthys olivaceus (Japanese flounder) is the source of this 7088-nucleotide messenger RNA. The record is from RefSeq and is a predicted model, not a curated record. Lineage: Eukaryota; Metazoa; Chordata; Actinopteri; Pleuronectiformes; Paralichthyidae.